AUGCUGGUGUUCGCAAUAGAGUAUCAGUUAGCCAUUGACAGUGUUACAGCAGACAAAAGUGCAAACCUGCGCAAGUUUGAGUUGGAUAAGAAUGAGUGGAUCAUUGCUGGACAGCUGCACAGCACGUUGAAGAUAUUCAAAGAUGCCACAUUAUUUUUCUCUUGUUCCACUCCCAGUCUUGUGACUGUGAUCCCUGCAAUGGAUCACAUUGACGAAAUGCUCACCCACCACUCCCUUAAUCAUGAUUAUCAAUUAUCAAUUUGUGCUGCCCUAGGGAUUGCCAAGAAAACACUCAACCACUAUUACAAUGCUACAGAUCAAUCUGAAGUAUAUUGUAUUGCUAUGGGUACUAAGUCUUUUUCUUUCAGAAUGGUUAUUUACUACUAA
This is a messenger RNA of Suillus paluster, 387 nucleotides long. RefSeq lists its product as uncharacterized. Bases 1 to 387 code for a protein of 128 amino acids. The transcript is spliced from 2 exons. The record is from RefSeq and is a predicted model, not a curated record. Lineage: Eukaryota; Fungi; Basidiomycota; Agaricomycetes; Boletales; Suillaceae.